Molecule: messenger RNA, 10122 nt
Organism: Homalodisca vitripennis (glassy-winged sharpshooter)
Lineage: Eukaryota; Metazoa; Arthropoda; Insecta; Hemiptera; Cicadellidae
Product: zinc finger protein 62-like
Exons: 4
Coding region: 115-4923 (1602 amino acids)
Biological process (GO): regulation of transcription by RNA polymerase II
Cellular component (GO): nucleus
Molecular function (GO): DNA-binding transcription factor activity, RNA polymerase II-specific; RNA polymerase II transcription regulatory region sequence-specific DNA binding; zinc ion binding
Source: RefSeq, a predicted model, not a curated record
CAACUGAACUGAACCGCUAAAAGUGGUGAAGUGUCAUGGUGGACGUGAUGUGGUGGGUCGUCGCCGAAUUUGUGUUUACAUUCUUUUGCAGAUGCAAGAUGUAAUAUUUACAUUAUGAGUGAAGAUUUGGUUAUUUCAGACGUAAACGACAUUUGUCGUUUAUGUUUGAAGGGAGAUGGAACGAUUAUCCCUAUAUUUGGACGAGAAAAUACAUCAAGAGACUGCAUACCUCUGUCCAAGAAGAUUCUUGACUGUGUUUCUAUUAAGGUGUCAGAUGGAGAUGGUCUACCAAGUAUGAUCUGUGUGGGAUGUGUACAUCAGGUGGACUCUUGGCAUGGAUUCAAAAACGUCUGCGACUCGUCUAAUAACAAGCUUAUGUCUUGGCUUCAGAAAACAAGGCCAGACAUUUAUGAAAAGAAUCUUGCUGAAAACAGGCGUCAAAACCAACGUAUGACCCAGUCCUCAACCAUCAUUGACUUGUCGAGUGAUGAUGAUGAGAUAAUCAUAACUCAACCUCUAGUUAGGAAGAUCUCAGAUAGAAAUGAACAAAGAAUUCGUCAUAGGCCUUCUAGUCACCGUCAUAAUAUUGAACUGAUAUCACUCGGAACUGAUGAGAUUGAGAUCUUACCGAUAGACGAUGGUCGUGUAUGUGAGAAAGGAAAUAGCCACCUGCAGAACAAUAACAUUCCUUCAGGAACUCCAGAACAUAGUACUAACGAUGAUGUUACCGAAUCCGACGUUUCCGAAGAUCACAUACUCCCUGAUGUACCUGAAAACGAUGAAGAUGAAGAGGACACACCGAGUAAAGAUAACACUGGAGUCAGACUGCAAGACAACGAUCUACAAAAAGAAACAACUUCCAGCAACAUCUUAUCAGAGACACCUGAAUGUGAACAAUCCAAGGAAAAUGAAAAUGUUGAGCAAGUUCAGAUAAACGAUUUCAGUGUGAUGUCUGAAAAUAACAACUCGGGUCCACAAGAAGUUGACGCGUUAGCCGAGAAUUGCAAUGAAAGCCAAGAUCCAUUAGACAAUGCAGACUCGGCAAACUGGUCACCAUCCGAAGUAGUUAGAGAGACCUCUGACAUCGAAGGAAUUGUGCCCUUGAACAAAUCUUCAGGGGAUGUAACAAAACGUGUUGUCAAUGAUACCACUACAACGGUGGAUGAAAAUUCCAGUAGCACCAAUAAAGAAAACUCUAUUGAGAAACUAAAUGAAGUCCAUGCUGAGAAUACUGUUGAAAAUAAUUCGUCACUAGUUAUCGAGGAAGUGACUUCUCUUACGAACCACGACUGUGAGAGGGUUGCUGCCAGCAGCUCCAGUUGGGAUAGAGACGUCCAAGAAGAGGUUUCAGGAGAUGAAGAUGACCUCAGGCCAGACAUCAUCAUGUGUGAUCCAUCAAUGGUGUUGAAUAUUAAAGAAGAGCCACUGAGUGCUGGUGAAAUAACGGGAGAUGAAGAUGAUCCUCUCAACUUCCAGAGUAUCACGAUUAAAACCGAGCCUCUGGACUGGACAACCGAGUUGGUGGAUGUUAAACCUAGUGUUCGGAUGCUCAAUGAAGCUAUGGACAACCAAUACUUGCAAUAUACCCCAAAGAGAUUGAAGUGCGGAAAAGUUUAUUGUGAACCUUGCCGUGUUUCAUUUAUAAAUGAUGUGUACUACGACAGGCAUACUAAAUCUCUAAGACACAAACUUAACUACAAACUUUUUCGGUCAGGGAAGGCUCCGACCAGAAAGCGCGGAAAAACUCUAGUGCAGGCCAUCAUGGGAAAUAGUUACGAUGAAAGGGCCGGAGCGAAAGGACCGUUUUAUUGCAACCAGUGUCCUAGUGCUUUUAAGCACUUGAGAAACUUAAAAACGCACAUGAAAAAACAUCAGGCUCCGGGUCAGACUGCGGAAACGGCUUCUCAAGAUUCUCGUGACUCGCAACCUUCCACACACUCUGAAGGGCGGUCUUCCAAACCUCCAACAAGACUGAGUGCUCUUAAUGUGAGGUUCACCGAUUGUGAUGAAAUCAACCAGUGUGAUCUGUGUGACCAGACUUUCCUGUCGCUUCCUGCGUUAGUUUCCCACAAAAGGUUCUGUGGCACCUCGGACACGCGAGUUUGUAACUGGUGCCAACAAAACUUUACCACAACUUCCUUGUUUAUGAAGCACAGGAAAGAGUGUUUAAAGCGAUACAGACAGCAGCAGGUAUUCAACGCAUCGCAGUACAAUCUCGUAAAGAGCAGUCCCUCACCGGUGCCGAUGUCGACCAGUUCCUCCACUCCGGUGCCUCGAGACGGUACUGUCCUUGCCUGCACACUGUGUAACUUGACAUUUCAAUCUUCCCCUGACUUGAUCAGUCACAUGCAACAGAAUCAUAUGGACUUUGGCAAACCAAGGUCUCCAGCGGAACUGCCCAACUUCACUAAACCCAACCACUUCAGCCGUCUGAAUGACAGUAGGCUUCAUUAUUGUAAAUACUGCUUAAGAUCGUUUCCUAGUCAUGGUGCACUCGCUAGUCACACAGGAUAUCACGCCAGGAAGAGUGUCUAUUGCUGUAAAUUCUGUAAGCAAAGCUUUAGAGAUAAACUGACAUUCCGACAGCACAUGAAAGUACACAUUGGCGAUCCCAACUUAAACAGGAAUAUCUGUUGGAUUUGUUACACACCGUUCAGUUCGCAAAAGGAUUUAAUCGAUCAUAAAGCCGUUCAUGUCAAUAUUAAAAUGAAAAUAUUCUCAUGUGGUUUGUGCAAUAACUCGUACAACACAAGGGAGCUGUUGGCAAAGCACAAAAAGACAGCUCAUGAUGUUGGAUCCACAGAGGCGUUCGAUGAAGAGUCGGAACAGGUAACGGAGUCUGAAAUGAGGAGGGAGUCAAAAGUAGAAAUUAUGGAUGAAGACAACAAACUCUUCAAGUGCAGGAUCUGCAAGAAAAGGUUUACAACGAUAGGUAAUUUAAAACGACACGGUCUUAUACACAAAAGACCUGUUUUUAUGAGCAACCUUAGCGCGUUGAGUUCAGAGCACUCUUAUCAACACCGUUGUGUUUGGUGUUUCAAGACUUUCAAGACCAACAGUGGUCUGUUAAAUCACAGACCGUAUUGCACCAAGGUGAAGACUGGAGGCAUUCCGUUUGUGAACAGUGCAUUCCCGGGCAACGGUACCAGUAAACCUCUGAGAUGUAAAGGGUGCAAAAAGUGGUUCGCCUCGAAGAACUCUUUGUAUAAGCACAGAGUUAUGAAGAGAUGCAGGGGCCCUCCUCCACCUCCACCACUGGUGAUGGUGAGCCAGUUGCGGUCCCAGGCUUGUCCCAGCUGUGACCAACAAUUUCUGAGCGAGGAAAGUCUAAACAGACACAAACAGCACUGUAAGCCGACCAUAGAACGACUGACCUGCGAUUGUGGAGAGGUUUUCGGUUCCAUAGAACAGAAAGUGGAACACGCAGAUGCUUGUGUGUCAAACUGCACGUGUAAGAAUUGCAAUGUGAAGUUCAACAGCCCGGAAGAGUUGGAGUCCCACCAGCUAGUGUGCCAGACACACGUGCAGACACAACGAGAAGAGCCAGUUAUACUUGAAGACAGACUUCCUCCUGUAGUGUGCACCAAGUGUAACAAGAAGUUCGUUUAUGCAAAGUGUUUACAGAUUCACGAAGAUAAAUGUCUGUAUGACCGAUGGCCCUGUAGUAACUGCAUGGAGAUAUUUCCUACUGAAAGUGCCCUCAACACCCACAAAAGUCACAAAACUUGCCAGAGGUUGAAUAGAGCUCUCUCUUCGAAUUCUCUCAAUGACAGCCAGACUCUGAAGUGUGAGAAAUGUGCACUAAGAUUUGUAUCUAUUACCGAUCUCAAACAACAUUCUGCUUCUUGUGAAAAGCGUCCUCCGAUGAGGAGACGAGAUCUCAGUUCAGUCCAUCGUCCCUUCAGUUGUGAUCUCUGUGACAAGGCGUUUCUGUGGAAAGCGAAUCUGAUCCGUCACAAGAAAAUCAUUCAUCAGAUCACAAACUCAUUUACAGGUGAAUCCUCGGCCCAUAAUCUGACCUCACCAGCCAAGAGUGAAUCGCCGGUCUUCGAGAGAGAAACAGGUGUUUUCAAAUGCGCACUCUGUCCAGAUAUAGUGUUCCACAAACAACAAGGUCUUCUGGAGCAUCAGCUAACGCACGAGCGCCAGGAUGGGAACCGGUUGGAAAGUUCGAGUGGAGAAGGUACGGGAAGUGGAGUCAUGCUGACGUGUGAACUCUGUGACAAACAGCUACCGGAGGCCUUAUACCCGAUGCACAUGGAUGAGCACAUGAAUGAUGAUUUUGAGGAGAUGCAAGAAGCUCAACACGAAGUCUCGAGCCCUAAAUUCGCGUGUGAUAUUUGUGGUAAAGAGUUCUAUACCGCUCAAAGUAGGAAAAGUCACAGAGCCACCCACUACAGAGCCGGGGAUGUUUUGGCACAUUUAUCCCCGAAGAAAGUGCAGAGCAAACGGACUCUAAAAGUGAAACACAUUCGGUGCAAUAUAUGCAACAAGUUAUUGUCUAUAAAUUCUAUGCCGAAACACAAAAUGAUGCAUUUAAGGGAAGAAGCCGAGUUUUACGGCAACGACGAAAGCUCCAGUCAGAGCAAGUCGGUCGCCAACACGCCGAGAAGUUCCACUCCCAACUUGAUCGAGCUUACUUCUUCUCCAGAAGAUAACGAAGAAGACGGUAACUCAAUAUUUCCCUGUCCAAAAUGUGACAAAACUUUCAGGCUUCGUAAAUCGCUAAUAGAGCACUUAAAAGCGCACCAGGAAGACAGUUACGAAACGGAAAGUACGUCUUCAAAUACAGGGCCUGCUGACCAAUACCCUUACAAAUGCCUUUAUUGUGACCUGUCUUGGAAGUUUAAAAGUGUAUAUGAAAGACACCUCGGCUCCAAGAAGCACUUGGAAAUACAGAAACAGUUGUCAGGUAUUAUUUAACAAUAAGAUCUCACCUUUAAGGUGAAGUUCUAUUUAACUGAACCAGAUUACCAAACUGUCCCUGUGUCUACCGGGUAGUGGAUCAACCAUUCUUGUAACUCUUUCGCUAAAAAGUAUAUUAUAGAAUCUAUUGUAUAAUUUGUUAAAGACAAAGCCUAGAGCAGCAGAAUGUAAAUAUUUUAUAUAGGUGGUGCGUUUAGAAUAAUUGUACAGUUACAUUUGUGAAUAUUUCCCAGUUCACUUUAAAAUAGUUUACAUCAGAGUGUAAUGUGGUUUACUGAGAUAAAGUGUAAAUCAAAGUGCUAAUUUUUGUUAGCCUAGUUUGAUUUUACAAGAUUCAAACCUUAGUCUAUAAGGCUAACGAGUUUAGUUCAUUGUACAGACUUUUGUUACUAUUUAGUUCUUUUAUCAAAUUCAGAAUUUCGCCAGAAGACUGAGAUGAGUGUAUGAAAUAGCUGUUUUAUUAUUGCUAAAUAGAUACGUGGAUGUUUUUUAUUGCAAUCAAUACUCAAUUUUGUAUUAUAAUUAAUACGUUUUAUGUGAUUUUGAAUUAGAUUCUGUUUCAUUGCAGCAUAAAAGUGUCAAAAUUUAGUGAUAUCAAUGUUAUUUGUUUUCCUGUCGCGUUUGCAUAAUGUUGACAUUAUGAAGAAGUAACGCCAGGAAGCAUUUUGGUAAUUGUUAAGUUACUCAUUCAUUGAUGCAGAACUGCGUUCCUUUCUUUCGGGUCGAGUGUAAGAAAGAACUCAAUGAUCCUAACUUUGCUCGAUAACAGAAAUUACUAAUUUCUCCAACUAAGAUGUAAUUGUUGUAGGUAUUAAACAAAUUCAAAACCUCAUUUUUGUGUCAAAAAUGAUUAGCUCAAUGGUUUAGUUUUGUAUUUGGAUUUAUUGAUAUUGGCAUGUCAUAGCAGACAAAUGAAUUGUUCUGUAGUGACCAGAAAGUGCAGAAGAUUUGCAAUAACAAAUAUUGUUCCUACAACUCUAUAUAAGUACAAUGCUAUUUUUAGUUAACUUUUUACAGACCUUAAAUUUUAUUGAGGCCAGUCUGUGUAGUCCACAUGUUACCUGUAAAUUUCUGUUGUAUUGUUUACAGUUUUGUUCACCUGUAAUCUCAACUUGAGAUGUAGUUACCAAUUAUAUUUUUGUUUUUUCAUAAAAAUAAUAUUAACACUUUAAUUGUACUAUAGACUGUUAUGAAUUGUAUAUGAGUUUAUUUGUUUUUCUGUGAAAUACAAUAAAAACAUUGUUUGUAUUAUAAUCUGUACUCAGCUAGCCAAUCCUAUCGGUUGUUAUCAUAAUACUAUGAUUUGUAGAAUGUACAAAUAACUGCCUCAUUGUAAUAUAUAUUGUGUAAGUAUACUGUAUUAUACACUGCAAUAUCAAAAAAUGAAACAUUUUAAAUUUUACAGAGUAAAGUUUCUUUAGUGAAUACUGGAAGUAUAUGUGUAAAUUGUUGCUAUGAUAAAGAUAAAUUAGUUUUGUCUAGUCAGCCAUGUUAAAUUUAAAACUUUACACUAUUAGAUGUAUUUUUGGUCCUAGAUUGGUUUGGUUAUAUUGUGGCUUAUCCUGACAAUCUAAUUAUUUUGUUAGGAAGUGAUAGAUUUUGCCAUCUACGAGGUGUGAUUGGGAAGUUUUAAGAAUGGGCUUGUAAUGGUAAAAUGGUGGUACUUAUAUGCUACUGUGAUGUGUCUCCUUCUUAUCGUACACUCCGACUCCAAUGGUGGUUCCACUUUUGGAAACGUUCCUGGAAAUCUUUUUCCAAAGUGUGUUAAGGACGCUCUCCGUAUUUGCUGGGAUGUCUUACAUCGAGUCAAAUCACUUCCCUCUCACUGAAAAUUUCAGUUUAGGAAACAGGUUGAAGUCCACAGGGGCCAUAUCAGGAGAAUAUGGCGAUUGUAAAAGCACAAAAGUUUUGAAUUUGGUUAAAAAUUCAACAAUGGGGAAGGCACAAUGAGCGCUAUAGCUGGAGAACACAUUUGUAGUAUUCCUGGUUAAUUGUCUGUCUUCCAGGUGUAAAUUCACAAUACUGGUAGAAUAAAAAUGAUCACCAACAUUGUCUUCACCUUCGGGUGACUUUGUCGUGCUUUUUUCAGUCGUGGUGAACUUGGAGUCUUCCAUUUCGAAGACUGCACUUUAAUUUCAGGACCAUAUCUAUAUACCCACGUUUUGUCACCCGUAAUUAGCCUAUCUAACAAAUUUGGGUCAUUUGUUGUCCGUUUAAUCAAUCCUUGGCACACUUCAAGUCGGUGUUGUCUCUGAACACUUGACAACACUUUUGAAAUGAAUUUUGCGGACACUUGGUGCAUGCAGCAAUUAAAAUUUACUGAAUCGCAUAGAAACUUAAUUAAGUUCAUCAGCCAUCUCCCUAAUGUAAGUCUACGAUCAGAGCGCACUAAGUCGCGAACUUUCCCAACAUUUUUAUUCUAUUUGAGGUGGAAGAACGGCCAGACCGUGGUUCAUCUUCAAAUAAUCUCGCCCAUUUUUAAAUCUGUUGAACCAGACGAAAACAUUUCACUGCCUUAUACAAUUAUCUCCAAAAGCUGUUUUAAUAGUUUGUAAGUUUCAGAAGCUGGUUUUGCCGGUUUUAAAACAAAAUUUCACACAAAAUUGUUGCUCCGUUUUUACUUCCAUUUUAAUGUAGACAGAAUCCGGCAACAAGCACUAACAGACCUGCACUCAACUAGCUGCCAUAACGAACUGAAUAAAGAAAACACAGUUCUUGUCAGAGGGCGUUCAAGGACAAAGCAAUGACUCACUCCCCACCCUCCGUGUACCUACCCACCAAACCAGUAAACAAUAGCAGAUCCAUUCUUAAAACCUUCCAAUUACGCCUCAUAGGUCAUCUACAGGCUGUAACUAGGUAAUGAUAUUUUUUCUUGAAUUUUUUUAUGGAGAGGCUGGUCCUCUUUAAGCCUUAUUCUGCCCAUCCCCCACUGGCCUGUGUGAGGAUCUUAUCAAACGGAAUAAGGGGGUGAGUCGAUACAGUACAAGGUCGAUGGUACUGAUAAAAAGUGCUACAGUCAGACAGAAAUUGAACCCAUGCUAUUUCUAACUCGCAUCUAAAGUGCUACGUCUUAGACUGCUCGGCAUUUGGUACUCCCAAAUAUUCGUCUUGUAUGUACAAAUUGAUAAACACACACACAAAUAUAAGUAAAUAAAAGAUGACAUACAUGUAAUUGUAAUAUAAUAAUAAUACCAAGAUACAGCCUAAAGAUGGUCAACAGGGCAGAAUUAAUUGCUGUCUUAAAAUAUAAUUGUAUUUGUCAGUUAAACCAUUACAAAUUUUUAAUUGGUAAUUUUUAAAUACAAAUGUCUUAAUUUUUGCAUACGUUUCUCUGUAAAGUAAUGGGACUGUGGGGUCUGGUACAAAAAUUAUUGAUCCAUGAUGAUUCUUAUUUUUAAAAGUCCCCUUGGAUCAGAUUUGUUUCCGUAUCCCACUGUGGUUUCUUGGUGGGAAUUUAAUUGAUGCAAGUUUAAAACAGAGUAAGAAUAGAGUACAUGUGCAAUUUUCAAGUGGAUUUGAGCAGGGUGAACAAAUAAGACCUUACGAUCAUGUCACUGUUCUGGAUUCCCUUUCGUGAAGUGGAAGUGUAUCCAAUCUUUAGUUUACUUGCAAUAUAGAUGCUCAAUUUUGAUGAAUUAAAUGUACUUUUAUUUUGGUCGAGUCCAACUGUGUUGGAGACUAAAUACUGAUUAUUGAUUAUUAUAUAUUGUGCAGAGCUGCAUGAUUGCUGUUAUUGACUAACUUUUAGUAUCUACCAAAUGAAAAUUUAAAUUAAAAUCCAACAUUCAGUGGUGUAGCUAGGGAGGGGGGGGUGAAGGGGGAUAGAAACACCCCCCCCCCAAGAGCCCUAAAAAUUAUGUUUUUAAAUGUAUAUUGUAUAACAACUUGUUUUCAAUACGGCAGUAUUUACUUUGAACUUUUAAUUUUAUUUUAUAUUUUGGAUUAAGCCAAUUUAAUUCAUUCAUAUUUAGAUUUUCUCAGAUUUAUUCCAUACCUCAGAGUGUAGUGUGCUCUUAAUCAAACACAUCCCCCUCCUCCAAAGAAAAGUCUUAGUUACGCCACUGCCAAAACUAAUAGCCAGUCUGUUAUUGUAAACUUUGUAUUUGUUAGGAAGAGCCGAAGGCCUUGGUUUUCAUUGGUAAUGACCAGUGCUAAUAUUGUAAAAACUUUAUUUAAAGGUUCCUUAAUUUUACAAAGAAAUUGUUUUUUUAAGAUAACUUAUACUCUAUGACUGGAUGUGUUUAAAGUGGUCAAACAUUUCACAAUUUUCCUUAAAGGAAAUAUACAUUUGUAGUUAAUGUUCUGUUCGUAGUGCAUUCACAGUUUACAAACUAACGUUAAAAAAUAUACAGAGUUCUUACCUUUAUAGUGUUUACAUUUGACUAGCGUACAAAAAAUUAUAGUAACUUGAGAGAAUUUUUAAUUUCAAAUAUUAAAAGUUACUUGUUGGUUUUUAGCAACAUAAACUUUUGUUAUUUUUAAAACAUAAUUAAUAACAGGCAGAGUAACUGCAUUAAUAAUUUAGUGAUUAUAUAACAUUUAUAUGUGCAAUACCAAACAUUACGGACUUUAGUGAUGGAUAAGUAAUACAUUUUAUAUUGGGAUUGGGUUUUAAAUAUAGAUAAACUUGCAGUUUUAAGUUAUCAUCGAACAAUCACAGGGAUUUAAUAAAUUACACUUUUAAAGGUAAUUUUAAAAUAAUCACAUUUUAAAUAUUAUCAAUGUUGUAGUGUUUUAGUGGGCUCUAUCACAGUUUAGAUUCACAACCAACUCCCAGUUUGAUGGAAACAACUGAUAACACAAAACAAGUAAAUAAUUAAAAGUAAAGACUAAACCUGAUGUAGUUUCAACCAUCACAGUUAUAUGUGCAACUGAGUUUAUCCCUACACUAUGUUAUUGACUCGAUAAUACGAAUUCCUGUAAGUUGUAUGGCGGAGAUUAGUCACUAGAUUAGGAUUUCUAUAUGCCGCAAGUUAUUUUCAAUUUGAAAACUAAAAUAAAACUGUGUGUUUGUUGUAAAAGAGUUUAAUCAUGUAUAGUGCUUUUGGUAAAUGUUUGUAGAAGUUAAUUUUUAUACAAAUCCUGUGCUGAGUGAAAUUUAUUUGUGUGAAGUAACUAAGUUAAUUUUUCAGUGUAAUUGUUUUUAUGUAAAUACAUGGUACAAAAUAUAUACAUAUAUAUAUUCUUAUGAACGAA